ACAUACACAUACACACACACUGCGCGUGCGUCUUCUCACCAGCCGCCACCGCAGCAUAUAGACCAGUAGUAAGCAAUAGCAUCUUUGGCCUACCAAAAUGGCAUUCGGUCAGUACCAAAUCCAAAACCAGAACCAACAACAACAGAACUCGCGCAAGAUGCGGCGGUCCACUCUCAUAUCGGACGAAGAAUUCGACAGCUCGGAAGGCGAGGAUGUCCCCGAGUCUGUGGUCGGUCCAAUUGAAAUCCCCAAAGCGCCCUCACAUCCGGAAUCAUCAUCCCGGCAUGGAUCCACACCAGGAAUGAAAGCGCCUUCUCACAUUGACUUUUCUACAGGGUCGCACUCGCCGCGCCACUCUUUUGGCGGCGGCUCGGCACCGCAACAGAACCACAUGCAGCAGCGCCUUGGGCAGCAGGGCCAGGCCUCCCUAGGCGACUCCAGGUGGCCGCCACAGCUAUACCGGCAGUGGUUCGGAGCAAUUGCCGAGGGACGCUCCAUCCAGGUACACUCAAUUCUGGCGGACCACCCUAACGUCCUGGAUAUGCGGCGAAAGGAGCCGACCCCGUUCCACAUGGCACUGACACAUAUUGCCAGCGAGUGGCUAGGAAAUGACACCACGGGGAUGGACGGCCUCCAGGUUGCCAUCAUGGGAUACAAGAACGCAUAUGCCAACUGGCGGCUGGGUAACGGCGCGCAGAGCGAGCAAAUGGCAGGCAUGUCUGCCGAUCAGAUGAAGGAGCACGUGGCAGUGAGGGAGGUUAUCCUUGGGGCGCUCAUUGAUGCCAUUUCGCCCGAACAGCUCGACUCGCAUUUUUUUGGCCGCCAGCAGAACACCACUUUGCACCUGGCGUCGUUCUACAACGACGCCAACUUGGUCGAGCGGCUAUUGCGGCAGGGAGCGGCCGUGGACAUUUCCAACCGCAUGGGCUUCUUACCCUCUGGGAUUACUAACGACAAGCCCACUUUGCAGUGGCUGGCUAUGUACCAAGGCCAGGUGCGCGGCACACGGUACCAGACCCAGCCAUCACCGCCUCAGGAACACAUGGAGCAGCAGCAAUUUUACGGGACGGACACUGACGACGCGUAUGGCCAGUAUGACGACGCGCCCGGCAGCGACGGCGGCAUUUUUCCAGUCUCUCAGCAGCAGCAGCAGAAUUAUGGACAUGACCAAGUCUCGCAGAUCAGUCUUAUCGAGUCGGAGCUUCAGCUCGAAAACAUUAGCCCCACCGACGACAGCGAACCAUCAGAGUCUCCCUACAUCAAUAAGUUUGGUAAUCGCUCCCCCAAGGACCUGUAUCCGGCAAUGGACGGCUCGAUAGACUACAGCGACCACGACAGCGUGAGCGACGAGCAGAGCAACGAUGGCCAUGAUGACGAUCAUGCCGACAAUGUCUCAGUGGCCUCGUCCAACGACCGGCACAGCCUGGGACUAGGCGGCAAUAAAAUUGGCUUGGCCAAGAGCCCACAUGAGCCCGUCCCCCUUCGCCAGCGAGUGCUCGACAGCCAGCUGGCACGCAAGGAUGACGCUCGCAGCGCGACGGCAAGUAUAGGCAGCGACACGGCCCACAAUAGCUCCCACUCGCCAUCAGUUUCGCCGAGCGUCAUGUCCUACCACACGGCCCCUGGUGGCAUGAGCGACGACGGGAGUGGAGAACAGGAUUUUGAGGGUGCCGACGGCUACCGAGGUAACAGUGCGACCAUCCGCAUGAAGGUCGACCCGAAUACCAUCAACGACAACGACAUUGACGACAUUUUCAGCGACACGGACGACAUUGUUCAGAUGGAACCGUCGUAUUGCGACAAUGCCGCUGGCCUAUCGGACUCGCACAACUGGCCUGCGUCACCCCGGCAGUCCAACUCGUUGGGCAAGCACACUUCGCUGACCUCAUCAAUGUCAUCCUCAGGAUUGAUAACCAUGCAGUCGCUUAACAAGGCCACACCACGGGCUUCCCUGAACGGCAAUAAUUCACCUGUGAGCACCAUGAUAUCGGCGUUUCCGGUGGUCCUUCAGGAUACAUCAAUGCAGCAUCUGAUUCGCGAAUCUAACACUAAGCAGCAUUCGGCUGUCGAGCAAUUGAAGCAAAGCGAGUCUGCGGGCAAAGACUCGUCACAACCGCCGCGGCCCGCCAGCCCAUUCCUAUUACGCGACUCGCUAUACGAGAUGAUAAUGGGGCGGUCCUCCAGCAGGACCAGUUUGACGAGCGGCUGCUCUGCCAAUAGCACUAGUAUGUCGAGCAGCUCAACAAUCGGCCUGUCUCGCGAACACCCGACCUUGCUCGGGCUGCAGCCCACCUCGCCGACUUCACCGACCUCAAUGAACUCUCAGCUCAGCCCUGAGAGCACGACCUUUGAAGCAUACUCCACGUCGCCGCCGCAGCCUUCCGAGUUUAUGGCCAGCAGAGAGGUAUUUUUGGAGGCUGCAGCUAGGCCGAGGACUCCAUUGGAAUCGUCUGCUGUCGCGGAGGACAGCGCUACCACCCUCACGGAGCCUUUGUUGGGCGGUUUGUCUCCAGUUCCGACGACGGGAGCCAGCCAUUACCAAAGCUUCCAGACCACCGAGUCUGAGCUGGAUUUGGUCUCAGACUCAAACUCGGACUCGGACUCGGACUCAGAAGCGGAGCCGGUCUUAGCUAUGGAUGAUGCUGCCAGCAACUUUUUUGACACCCGCGCGUCGUCGCCAGUGCCACACCCGCGCCCAAGUGCAUCUUCUCUGUUUUCGUUUAUGCAGGAUUCAGAGCUCGUUCCCGCCGAGAAAACACGCAUAUACAAUCCUGAGCCUGUGCCAGAGACAAAUGAGGACGAGGAAGAAGAGCAGGCGGAACAGGUAUCUGCGAGUGCUGGCUAUGAAGAUUUCCCGCCGUUGGCCGACGCAGUUCUCAAGCCCGGAAGGAUUGGAAGGCGCCAGGGCCGUGCAACAGUGGAAAUGCUUCAGGAUGACGACGUUUCCGGGUUCAGCUCUGAGCCCCAGUUUAGCUUUAUACUGCCAAAGCUCAGCACAGAGAGCCUGUCAGACAUGCAUGCGACGCGGAAAGCUGCCAGCGAGGCUGAGGGUGAGGCCGAAGCAUAUUCGCCAUUGCCAGGGAUCCAAGAGCUGCCGAGCCUUCCGGACAAUGUCCCGCUAACUCGCGACAAGCGCGACCAGUAUCUGCAGACGCUGAUCAACCGCAGUACAAUGCGAGGAACAGGCUCAAGUGGGAAGCCUAAGGGCAAGCGGCCUGCACACGCAGCGAUUACGCAUGCGAUGCGCGCAGCCUCUCCAGCACCGACCUUUGGCAGUGCAACCAAUAUGAGCAGUUUCGACGAUGCUGACGAUGCCGAUGCUGAGGUCGAUCAUUUUGGUAUGACCAGUGGGCGCGACAGCAGACAUUCCUCGAUGCGCAGCGACGGGCCCAUUGAUGCGCUGCAUCUGCGGCCGACAUCGCCUUAUAACACGCGCGAGGCGCUGGCGGUCAGCGGCGCGUCAAUCAACGGGCGCAUCCGCUCGAACACCAUGGGCAACCUGGGCACCCCUGCAUUGUUGGCCAAGUCCAUUACGCAGGCGCGUAAGGUUUCACCGUCCUUGACCACGCUGAAGAACCGCAGUCUCGUGUCCAAUUCCACUGCCAAGCUGACCUCGCCUUCUGUGCUUGAGCCAACUUUGGUUGAGGCAAGCCCUAUGCGCAUGGCGACAUUGAGCAAUUUCGAGAAAAAUCGGAGCCGUGCUAUGAGCUCGCCCAUGGAGCCUCGGCCGCAGUCGGCGCUCUCUUUGGCAGGCAACUCGGCGCGCAUCGGUCGGGUCGCAGCGCUGUCGCAGAACUUUGAGCGCCAAAAGGCCGCUUUGGAUCUGCCGCCCAUGAUUUCCAUUCCCGGGCGAGCCAGCACGGGCACCAAGUCUGCUAAGAAUGCAGCCGAUAGGCUUGCGCUUGGUGCGAUGUCGGCACCGCUUGGCGGCAAGAGAAUGGACUUUGGCAAGCCGACCGCUCGGUCCAACAGCAUUUCGAGCUCGCAUGACACUGGUGCUCAUGGCCAGGUCACAACUGCCGAAUCAUCGCAGGCAGCAAACAACGGCGAGAAUCAGCAUGAGCAUGAACCACCAUCGUCUCCAUCUGAUAUCGGUGCUCCCCCUGGCGGCCUUGGCGGCGGCAGGGACAAUGGCGGGGAGAGCGGCAGUGGCGAGUCAAGUUCAAACAACAGCGUGUCCGUCCUGGAGCCGAUCAGCACCGAUAGCAAUGGCAGCAAUACGAGCCAUAGCAGCAGCGCCAGCAACACCCGCGGACUUGCGGCCAGCGCAGAUCAGCACAGCGCCGACUUUGGCCCUGCGCUAUUUGACUCGAGUGAGUUGGGCGGGCAGUUGGGCUCGUCGAUAUUCUCAUCGGUCGAUUUGCCAGUAACCGGAAGCCGGGACAGUCUGCCACAGUUUGAGUCCUCUUCUGUCAUGAAUGCAUCGGCGUCCUCUGGUUUGCAUGCGCCUGUGUCUUUGCGGCGUGAUUCUGACGGCAGCCACUCGAACCGAGCCAAGGAGCUUGCCGACCGCCGGAAGAGUGGCACCCUCGCGCGCAUUUCCAACCGCGGCCUGGUGAAGAACCGCAAGGCCCUUCUUGACUCUAGCGAGUCCAGUAUGGCGCGCUCAACGUCGCCGUCAAAGUCAUCGGUGUCCUCUUUGUCUUCAAAGAGCAAGCACAACCGUGUUCAUUUUUUUGAGCCGGAAAAGAAGGCUGUUGACGCCAGCAGCCACCGCUCUCAUGAAGUACUCAGCCAGUCGGUUUUGGACACCGCUGGACCCGCGACCAGCUCUUUUUUUGGCCAACAGGGUGAAGGGCGCAGCCCUCGAGGUAUUGCAGCCGUAGACGACAGCAUGUUGCUCUCUCUUGGCGACGCAGCAAUGCAUCUUGAGGAGUCGCAGCAGGCAGUUGUGUCUGCCCUUCACCCUGGUAGCCAGCUUCGAAACGCGUCAUUUGUCGUUGAUAGCAGUAUUGGCCGUUCUGGUAUCAAUGCUGACGAGCUGCUGGCGCUCUCGUUGUCUGCGAAUCAUCGCGAGCUGGUGUUCAGAGAUGUUGCAGGCGCCAUCAUGUCUCGUGGCAGCAGCAGUGGUGGCAAAUCCAAGGCGGGAAGCAGUUCGGGCGAAGACUCGUUCCACAUUUUGUCCUCCACUGAUUCUGCGGGCACUCCCGGGUCAACGCCAUUGGAUAGUGUGCUGGAGAACACCAGCGUAGGGCUUUUGGCACAGUACGCCAGCAACCAGAAGCGCAUUGACAGGGAGUACGCGUUUUCCAGCUACGAGCCGCUGUCCACCGCGUCUGAUGGUGGGCCGGAAUCGUGCGCCAUGGGCGAGUCUUCGCGUCGGGCAAACGUCGGUUCUAGCCAGGGUCCUGAGGGAUCUGACAAUGUCGCGGGGCAGCUUGAUACAAUGAUGCCUGUGCGCCCCCACUACGACUCGCGCGUGCUGUUUGGCCUGUCCACGGUGGAUGAGGAAGAUGAAAGCAGCCGUAACCAGAGCGUGGCAGAUAGCGAGGCGUUAGCACAGAGGGGGUCUAUGACUGGUAUUAAGACCACGAUGUCUGCCGCGAACGUAACCGCUGCGGCUUUAGCAUUCAGCCAGGCAACGUCAUCAGCGUCGGCCAGUGCGUCGUCACCCAACACUCGGCCGGUGGUUGAGAUGCAGGAGCGCCGCCAUCCCAAUGCGUCCGUGGGCGGAUUGCGCUCAACUCUUGCGCGGGAGCAGCACCUGCGGCAGUCCUUGACGUCGGUGUACCAGGGGCUAGGUCCGAUGGGCAUUCCCGAGAUCAUCGAUGCCAGCACCGGACUGCCGGUUCCGGAAAGCCCUGUGCGGGAUGAGUUUGAUCUCUCUUUGACGGGCGCCGGCUUAGCUGCAUUGAUGGCCGACGAUGACACCCAUUCUCGCGCGCCGUCAUAUGGCUCGCACUCCUUUGAUGCGAACCUGGUGUUUGGGUACACGUCUGAGGAGAACAACAGUACGCUGGGAAGCCGCAGCAGCUUUGGGCGCAGCGAGUUCAACAACACAAGCGGCCCCGGCUCAUCGGCAAGUCGCGUGCUCUACAUGCACCCAAUCGACCAGCCGCCGAGCGAUUUUGACGGGUAUAACGGGGACAGCGAGACCAGGGCAGUGGAUUGGGACUCACCCGCAACCUCAGGUAGCCGUGCUGGCGGCGAGGAUAUGCUCAGCAGCGCCAUAUUUUUGGACAUGGGCAAAGCGCCGAUGCGUAAGCUUACCGAGAUGCAGCAGGUGCGACCGGCGUCCGUUGCGCAGACUCCUGAGCACAUCACUACUAUUGAAGAGCUCGAAGAGGAUCUGUCUCCGGAUGAGGAGCCGAUUCCCGCAGCGUAUUUCCUAGAGUCGCAAGAUUUUGAUGGCUACGUGACGUUGGGAAACCAGAUGCUAGAGGAGCGUGAGGAGAGGCGCAUUGAGCGGCGCAUGAAGAGGGAGGCUGCCAAGAAGGGGCUUCCGCCACCGUUGCCAGAGGAGUCCCCCAGGGUUAUGUCACCAUUGUGGUUUGUUGACAACAGCUACGUUGACCCACUGCCGCCGCCGUUGAUGGAGAUGAUGCUCAAUGAACGCAACCAGAUCAUGCCGGAGAACACGAUUGACGACCGCGUCAACGUGCAGCCGGGUAAGAAGCGAAUUCUGGAGUCUGGGUCUAUCUCGACGCUGCGUCUGCGUCAGGAGCUCGAUGAGUUUAUGAAUGAGGACGAGCAUGCUGGCACUGGCGGCGUCAUCCCAGAGUCUGUUAGUCGAGGCACGAUCAAACCCCUGGUCAAGCGCCAGCGUGUCAACAACAUCUCGACAAUGUUUGAUCCGCCCUCGUCGGCAGCAGAUGAUUUGGCGCCAGUGAAAGAAGUGGCAGCGGAAGCCGGCGGCAAAGCGUAUGGCACGCGCAAGUCUUUCCUGGACAGCGUUGAGAUUCCCGUAUCCGAUAUCGAGAGCGCCGGCUCUAGCGACGCCAGCCUGGUGCGCUGGGACAGCCUUCGGAACCUAGCAAAUGAGGACGAAGCAUUUGCGCCAAUAAUCUCGCAAGAGUUCCAGGUUCCUGGGCACAGAUUCUACCGUGGGCCGGCUGCUAAGCAGCCCGGCACUAAGGCCGCGCAGUCCCAGCAGCCGCAGCAGUUACCUCGUAAGCGGCUUGUUCUGCGUUCAAAGGCAAAGACAUUUUCCGAGCGUGUUAUAGAUGAGGUCAACGAACUCGAUGUACAGAUUAAAACAGACAACUACGGCACAAUCAGCACGCACGAGGCGGGGCAGUUCGCCUACGAGCCACCAGCCGGCACUGUGCGUCCAUCGGUGAUUCCGCAGUAUGUGUCGCAGCUCAACGGCGUGCCCGCCGGACCGUUCUUUAUGCCACCCAAGGCAUCAGCAAAGUCGGGGUAUCUGUACAUGCGCAUUCUUGGCAUUGAACAGAUUGAGGACAAGACGGACACGGUGUACUUUGUCAUUCGCAAUGGCAUCGACACGCUGUCGACGCUACCCGUUACUGUGGGUGGUAAAAACGGCACAACAAUCAACCAGGAGUUCCGCAUCUUGACCGAUCCCAGUAUCUCCAUCACAAUGUGGAUGCGCUUCCGCAGCGAUGCUAUCAUCUACAAGGGCGGAGGCAAUAUGGCCGGCAGCCGCCUGGGUGAUGGCGGUUGUUUGCCACCGUUGCUGCGCAAGCUGAUUCGUCGCAAUACGCGGUCGCGCAACAAUAGCCGUUGGAACUGUGCGAGCUCGAAUGACAGCGUGUUUGACUUUGACGAGCGACAGACCAAGUUUGCGCCUGGCGCCAGACGCGAUGGCAGGGCGCCCCAGGCACCCGGCUUUUUGAGCCAGCAGCAACACCAGGGAGUGCAGGGUGGUGAGUAUCCUGAGCGCAACUCGAGCGUGUUUGCGAGCCAGACUCGGCCAGGCCAGCCCGGCGAGCCCAACGUCGACGGAGGCAACGAUCAACAAAUCCUGGAAGGAUACAACGACCCGCGAUCCUUGAACGCAACUCAGGCGCCGUCGAGCAUUUUUUACGAACCCGGGACCGAGCGCAUGGACCAUUUGUCCUCAAACAAGGGUCUGGCCCAGGCGAGGUUCAAAGAGGAGACGCGUGGUGUUGCUGUUGUGCAUGUGGGCGAGAUGAUCGAGGAGGUGUUUUUGCGCGGGCUUGUGGACUCGUGGGACGUCGAGAACGUGUGGGAUAGCUGCAAGGGUGCGCGUCUGCAGCUCCAGCUGUUCUAUAUUCCCGAAUGCCCGCUGUUCCGCGAAGAGGAGCUGCCCAAAACACUGUCCGAGUGCGAGAUGGCCAUGGAGGUGUGCAAGUUCCACAACCGCACACUGAACUCGGGCUACAUGAGCCAGCGUGGCGGCGACACGCGCUUCUGGCGCCGGCGCUAUUUCCGUCUCAUUGGCGGCUUUUUGUUUGCCUACCAUGAGGACACGAAGGAGCCGCGCUGCUUUGUCGACCUCAACGACGCCACUCGUGUUGUUGACCACCAUGCUGACAAGGCUCGUCGCGGUAUGCCCACUAGUCCCAUGGCAAGCAGGCUUGGUAACGCUGACUUGGUGCUUUCGCCGCAGAUGCGUCGCCGCCAGACGCACAAGCGCAACAACUCUGACCACACCUCUCGCGACGGUGGGAUUGCUGCUGCUACAGCCGCCAGGGGCUCUGCCGAGCGGAGCGGCUCGCGGCACUAUUCCUCAGGCCUCGGCUAUGCGUCGGACUCGGAGCCUGCCGACACGGUGGACAUUGCUGAUCCGGCGCUGCAGCAGUCGACUAUGAGGCGGCGCCGGAACCAGCCGCCAUUGAGGGGCGCUGCGGAUUCGAGGAACUUUAGCGUCAACUCGCGCGAUAACCCGCUGGACAAUGUUGUGCAGCACAGCUUUAGCAUUGAGUUUAGAGAGGGUGGGGCUAUUGAGUUUUACACAGAGUCCGAGAAGGAGAAGCGCGUGUGGGUGGAGAUUAUGAAGUGCGUUAUCGGCAACAUUCCGAAGAUCCCGUCGUGGUUGAUUAAGCUGCUGCACGCCGAUGUGUCAGAGCGCAUGGAGUCUGAGUCGGUGAUGGCUUCGGAGGCCUCUGUGGCUACUAGUAUCAGCACGCCCAGCUCCAAGUUCCAGGAGCUGACCCAUCCGCACAAUCUAUACCAAUAGUUUGCCCCAUUUGUACGCCAUUUUUUGCUUCCAUUUUCCAUUUUCUUUUUCGUUUUAUGUUUUGAUUUAGCGUCUUCAUUUUUAAUUAUUUCCCCCUUUUUCAUUAUUCA
Messenger RNA from Kickxella alabastrina, 9213 nucleotides. RefSeq lists its product as uncharacterized. Lineage: Eukaryota; Fungi; Kickxellomycota; Kickxellomycetes; Kickxellales; Kickxellaceae. Bases 98 to 9103 code for a protein of 3001 amino acids. Gene Ontology annotation, molecular function: GTP binding; protein binding. The transcript has 2 exons. The record is from RefSeq and is a predicted model, not a curated record.